Perca fluviatilis (European perch) is the source of this 805-nucleotide messenger RNA. Its product is annotated as serine/threonine-protein kinase MRCK beta-like. Gene Ontology annotation, molecular function: protein serine/threonine kinase activity; ATP binding. The record is from RefSeq and is a predicted model, not a curated record. NCBI's taxonomy places the organism in Eukaryota, Metazoa, Chordata, Actinopteri, Perciformes, Percidae. Gene Ontology annotation, cellular component: cytoplasm; cytoskeleton. Gene Ontology annotation, biological process: actomyosin structure organization; peptidyl-threonine phosphorylation.
AGACAUUAAACCAGACAACGUGCUGCUGGACGUUAACGGUCACAUCCGCCUCGCUGACUUCGGAUCCUGUCUCCGCAUGAUGGAGGACGGCACGGUGCAGUCGUCGGUGGCGGUGGGAACCCCGGACUACAUCUCCCCUGAGAUCCUGCAGGCCAUGGAGGACGGGAUGGGCCGCUACGGCCCCGAGUGUGACUGGUGGUCUCUGGGCGUGUGCAUGUAUGAGAUGCUGUACGGAGAAACGCCGUUCUACGCCGAGUCGCUGGUGGAAACCUACGGGAAGAUCAUGAACCACGAGGAGCGUUUCCAGUUCCCUUCGUCGGGCGCCGAUGUGUCCGAGGACGCCAGGGAUCUGAUCCAGCGGCUGCUCUGCUCCCGGGAGCGCCGCCUCGGCUCCAACGGGAUCUCCGACUUCCAGCAGCACCCGUUCUUCAGCGGCAUCGACUGGGACAACAUCCGGCGCCGAUUACCCCACGUGUCCUGCCGACCGACCGUCCAACCGACGAUGGACGACGGCGUGCUCAAGAACCGUUCUGUUGUGUUCCUGCAGGAGCUGAGUCCCCCGAUGUCCCACACCGGCUUCACCGGGCAGCACCUCCCGUUCGUGGGCUUCACCUACACCACCGACAGCUGCUUCGCUGACCGGGGGGUGGUGGGGGGGCGGAGGGAGGGGGGCAGGGGGCAGGAGGCAGGGGGGGGGCAGGAGGUGGAGGCCGAGAGGAGGAUCCGGAGACUGGAGCAGGAGAAACAGGAGCUGAACCGCAAACUACAGGGUGAGAUACACACACACACACACACAGAGACACAC